Chenopodium quinoa (quinoa) is the source of this 2262-nucleotide messenger RNA. Its product is annotated as probable tRNA N6-adenosine threonylcarbamoyltransferase. Gene Ontology annotation, biological process: tRNA threonylcarbamoyladenosine modification. The transcript is spliced from 5 exons. Lineage: Eukaryota; Viridiplantae; Streptophyta; Magnoliopsida; Caryophyllales; Amaranthaceae. Gene Ontology annotation, cellular component: cytoplasm; EKC/KEOPS complex. The coding region runs from base 1003 to 2052 and encodes 349 amino acids. The record is from RefSeq and is a predicted model, not a curated record.
UUAAUUAAAUACACUAGUAGAAAAACGUAAAUGAGCAUCACAAAAUGUGCACCGGUUUUUAAAAAUCGGUACGGAAAAAAUAGACAGGAUUGAAGGAAAGGGUAAUCGCACCGGUUCAAACCGAACCAGUGCGAAUGCUGUUGUAAAAAAAAAAAACAUUUUGCUUUUAUCUUUUUUCUUUCUCUUUCCUUUUCUCUCUCCUUCCCCACCGCCGGCCAGAUUUUAAAGGCAACGCAGGCCAGAUCCCUCAGCCACCGCCGCUUUCCCUUUCCUUUUCUCUCCUUCGAUCUCCUCAGGGGCGGAUUUUUUGAUAAAAAAUUGAAAAGUUUUUUUUUAAAAAAAAAAAACAAAAACUGAAAAAGGGGGUUAAAAGAAAUAUUUGUUUGUUAAAUGAUAAGUUGUUAGGGUGUAGCUCAGUUGUACUUUUUACCUGACAUUGAGGUUGUGGGUUCAAAUUCUAUAUUCCCACACUUUAUUUUGGGUUUUCAGAUUUCCAACGAUCCAAAAUUACUGAUUUCCAUAAUUUCCCCCAAAUUCUCAUUUCUCAAACCCUAACUCCCCUAAAACUACGCUCCACUAGCCCAGACCGGCUCACCGCACGGCGCAUGCCUCCAGGCUCCAUCGACGACGACCAGAGAGCACUACGGCAGACGACUGGUGUCUGGUCAUCUGGUGAGCUUGCGUCUUCACUCUUCCGCCCUUUCCCACUUCCCCAGUUAACCAGUUUCGCACGGCAGACGACCAAGUUCCUUGCUCCACCGACGACCACACGGCAGACGCGUCGACGCCUCUUGCCUCCAGCCUCCACGAGUCCACGGUAGUCUGUUUCGAACCCCCUCUUUGGAAAUGCUAGAGACGCCACUGGAUCUCCUUCUUCAUAACUGCACCGCAAGCAACGCCGCUCUCCUUCUCCUUCUCAGUCCGCAAGUCGGCCUGGUUUCUGCUCUUGGUUAUUGUUUCAAUUUUUUAGGGUUUUAGUGGGCAUCAAUUUGUGGGUAAAAGAUGAGCAAAAGAAUGAUUGCCCUUGGUUUUGAAGGUUCAGCUAAUAAGAUUGGUGUUGGUGUUGUAUCCCUAGAUGGAACCAUUUUAUCGAACCCUAGACACACCUACAUUACCCCUCCAGGACAUGGGUUUCUUCCCCGAGAAACCGCCCACCAUCACCUUGAACAUGUCCUGCCCCUUGUGAAAUCUGCUCUUACAACGGCUGGAAUGACCCCGGAUGAUAUUGACUGUCUGUGUUAUACCAAAGGCCCGGGAAUGGGUGCUCCCUUGCAAGUUUCCGCGGUUGUGGUAAGGAUUCUUUCACAGCUGUGGAAGAAGCCGAUUGUUGGUGUCAAUCACUGUGUUGCUCAUAUUGAGAUGGGGAGGAUUGUUACAGGAGCGGUUGAUCCUGUUGUGCUGUAUGUUAGUGGGGGUAAUACACAAGUGAUCGCGUAUAGUGAGGGGAGGUAUCGGAUUUUUGGGGAGACCAUUGAUAUUGCUGUUGGUAAUUGCUUGGAUCGCUUUGCUCGAGUUUUGACACUUUCAAAUGAUCCCAGUCCAGGAUAUAACAUUGAACAGCUUGCUAAGAAAGGUGAAAAAUUCAUAGAUCUACCAUAUGCUGUAAAGGGAAUGGAUGUGUCAUUUAGUGGCAUAUUGAGCUACAUCGAAACUACAGCUGAGGAGAAGCUUAAAAGCAAUGAAUGCACACCUGCUGACUUGUGCUACUCUCUGCAAGAAACUCUCUUCGCAAUGCUUGUUGAAAUAACAGAAAGAGCCAUGGCUCAUUGUGAUGCAAAAGAUGUUCUCAUUGUUGGGGGUGUUGGUUGUAAUGAGCGAUUGCAAGAGAUGAUGAGGAUAAUGUGUUCUGAGAGAGGUGGGCGGUUAUAUUCUACUGACGAUAGAUAUUGCAUUGACAAUGGAGCCAUGUUUGCAUACACUGGUCUUCUUGCUUAUGCUCAUGGAUUAUCUACCCCCCUCGAGGAAUCAACAUUUACACAAAGAUUUCGAACUGAUGAAGUACAUGCAAUUUGGAGGGAGAAAGAAUCCGUCAACAACAAUACAAACAGUUAGGAAAAAACUGCGUCUAUGUUAGGUACGCAGUGCUCUGAGGCAGUAGUUUUAUUGGUGGAUCAAUACUUUUCCUUUUCUUUUUUCUUUUUCCCUCCAUUUUUUACAUGGUGAACCAAUUGAGAUUUAUACAUGGGGAAGUUGGGUUUGCCUUCCUUUUAACUUGUAAUUAUUAAUGGUUAUUUAUGGUAUUGGGUUUCUUAUGUUGAAUUA